AUGUCUAAUAUUACAGAAUAUAAUCUCUCUAAUUUUCUGACAAUUGAUGUAAUAAAAGAAUGGAAUCAAAAUAACGUUAAAGAAUUUUUACAAAGAAUUAGAACUGAUUUAGAGCUUGAAGCAAAUGAUAUCUAUGAAUACCUAUUUAAAUUGCUAUUUGGACCUGCUUCAGCAAUUGCAGAUGUAACCAUUUUCUUUGCGAAAUUUUAUACUCAGA
Molecule: messenger RNA, 217 nt
Organism: Funneliformis caledonium
Lineage: Eukaryota; Fungi; Glomeromycota; Glomeromycetes; Glomerales; Glomeraceae
Source: the annotation of a GenBank genome assembly